Nipponia nippon (crested ibis) is the source of this 1248-nucleotide messenger RNA. It is a transcript of the gene MLST8, whose product is annotated as MTOR associated protein MLST8. Gene Ontology annotation, biological process: regulation of actin cytoskeleton organization; TOR signaling. Gene Ontology annotation, cellular component: TORC2 complex; TORC1 complex. NCBI's taxonomy places the organism in Eukaryota, Metazoa, Chordata, Aves, Pelecaniformes, Threskiornithidae. Gene Ontology annotation, molecular function: protein binding. The record is from RefSeq and is a predicted model, not a curated record.
AUGGGGCAGGGCUGGGUGGCCAGCUCCCCCGUUAUCCUGGCCACGGCCGGCUACGACCACACGGUGCGGUUCUGGCAGGCGCACAGCGGCAUCUGCACCCGCACCGUCCAGCACCAGGACUCCCAGGUGAACGCCCUGGAGAUCACGCCGGACCGCAGCAUGAUCGCUGCCGCAGGCUACCAGCACAUCCGCAUGUAUGACCUCAACUCCAACAACCCCAACCCCGUCAUUAACUACGACGGCGUGAGCAAGAACAUCACCUCCGUGGGCUUCCACGAGGACGGGCGGUGGAUGUACACGGGCGGGGAGGACUGCAUGGCCAGGAUCUGGGACCUGAGGUCUCGUAACCUCCAGUGUCAGCGGAUUUUCCAGGUGAACGCGCCUAUUAACUGUGUCUGCCUGCACCCCAACCAGGCAGAGCUAAUUGUGGGUGAUCAGAGUGGUGCCAUUCACAUCUGGGACCUGAAGACAGACCACAACGAGCAGCUGAUUCCAGAGCCCGAAGUUUCCGUGAAUUCGGUUCACAUUGACCCCGAUGCCAGUUACAUGGCGGCUGUCAACAGCUCGGGAAAUUGCUACGUGUGGAACCUGACAGGUGGCAUCGGAGAGGAGGUGACCCAGCUGAUCCCCAAGACCAAGAUCCCAGCGCACAACCGCUACGCCCUUCAGUGCAAGUUCAGCCCCGACUCCACGCUCUUGGCCACAUGUUCUGCAGAUCAGACGUGUAAGAUCUGGAGGACUUCAAACUUCUCUUUGAUGACAGAGCUGAGCAUUAAGAGCAAUAACCCAGGUGAAACGUCUCGGGGCUGGAUGUGGGACUGCGCGUUCUCCGGGGACUCCCAGUACAUCGUCACAGCCUCCUCUGAUAACCUGGCCAGACUUUGGUGCGUGGAGACAGGAGAGAUCAAGAGGGAAUACAGCGGUCACCAGAAAGCAGUCGUCUGCCUUGCUUUCAAUGACAGCGUGUUGGGAUAAUGGUCCCGUGUGGGAAGGAAAGGACUCUGCUUGUUUUCCCUUGUCGUACAACGGCAAGCGCCCUCUCUGGAGCCCGAGACAUGCACUUGUAACCAUCCCCUGCACUGAUGGAGAGGGCUUGGUCUCUGGCAGAAGCAGCUGCAUUUGCCUGGAGUGAGACCAGGCUUCAGCUCCGAGCAGAUCAUUACCAAAACGUGCGUGGCCUCUAAGGGAGGCCGCUUGGACAAAAGGGAAUGGGAGAGAGAGGCACGAUCCCACUGAGGGGAGCUGGGU